Molecule: messenger RNA, 568 nt
Organism: Pecten maximus
Lineage: Eukaryota; Metazoa; Mollusca; Bivalvia; Pectinida; Pectinidae
Product: sterile alpha and TIR motif-containing protein 1-like
Exons: 3
Coding region: 24-557 (177 amino acids)
Biological process (GO): response to axon injury; signal transduction; negative regulation of MyD88-independent toll-like receptor signaling pathway
Cellular component (GO): dendrite
Molecular function (GO): signaling adaptor activity; NAD+ nucleosidase activity; protein binding
Source: RefSeq, a predicted model, not a curated record
UGCGUGAGUUGACACACUUAAAGAUGUCUGCUGACUAUAAGUCAUGUGACCAGAGCGGGCUCGAUGAUUGGUUAUCGGAAAUGAACCAAGAAUAUCGCCAAUACAUGUACCAGAUGAUGAAAUCUGGGUUAGAUAAAAGAUAUCUCUCCCAUGUUUGUGAUGAUGAACUCAUGCAGGACUGCGGCAUCAACAAUGGAAUUCAUCGCAAACGCAUCAUGCAGAAAAUUGCAGCCAUGAAGGAACUGCAGAUAUACAGUGACCAGUGUAGUAUUGACUCGGCUGACGUCAGUCUCAUGUCCCGUUCCAUGGAUGUUUUCAUCAGUUAUCGGCGUGCCAACGGAUCUCAACUUGCCAGUCUGUUAAAGGUUCAUCUUCAGCUGCGAGGGUUUUCGGUUUUCCUUGACAUUGAGAAACUACGAGCUGGGAAGUUUGACGAAGGGCUUCUGAGUAGUGUUAAAAUGGCCAAACACUUCAUCAUUGUUCUGACUCCAAACUCCCUGGACAGAUGUAUCGGCGACAACAACCAGAAAGACUGGGUCCACAAAGUAAGGUUUUAAACAGACAUGAC